GUGUUUUCCCUCAGCUGGACGGUUUCAGCGAGCCAGCGUCGCUUUCCUGAAGUUUUAAAGCCUUAAACUGUUUCUGCCAAAAUGAACCGAUUAUUUGGCAGGUCUAAACCCAAAGGUCCGCCGCCGAACCUGACGGACUGCAUAGGAAGCGUUGAUGGUCGGGCAGAGUCUGUUGAUAAGAAGAUUGCCCGACUAGAUGCUGAACUCGUAAAAUACAAGGACCAGAUGAAAAGGAUGAGAGAUGGGCCCUCAAAGAACAUGGUCAAGCAAAAGGCUAUGAGAGUUCUGAAGCAGAAAAGAAUGUAUGAGAGUCAGAGGGAUAACCUCAUGCAGCAGUCGUUCAACAUGGAACAAGCAAACUACACAAUCCAGACCCUGAAAGACACUAAAACCACCGUUGACGCCAUGAAAGUCGGCCUCAAAGACAUGAAGAAAGCAUACAAGAAAGUGAACAUUGAUCAGAUUGAGGAUCUUCAAGAUGAUCUUGCUGAUAUGAUGGAGGAUGCCAAUGACAUCCAGGAGGCGCUGGGCAGAAGCUAUGGCACGCCUGACAUUGAUGAAGCUGACUUGGAAGCCG
This is a messenger RNA of Plectropomus leopardus (leopard coralgrouper), 577 nucleotides long. NCBI's taxonomy places the organism in Eukaryota, Metazoa, Chordata, Actinopteri, Perciformes, Serranidae. The record is from RefSeq and is a predicted model, not a curated record.